GUAGAAAUAAAUAAAUCUAAAAACAAAUGUAAAUACUACCGACAAUUAAAAACAACAACAGGAAUAUAAUAAAAUAAUUUACAGCACUUGACAAAUAAACAUUGUACUGUAUCUUAUUUUGAAAAAGAGAAAUUUGCACAAAAUGCGUUCACAUAACCUCACUUUUCAUAAUUAAAUGAAAAAGAAAUAAUUAGAUAAAGAAAAAUAAGGAUAGAUUUUUAUCAAAAUGACACCUAUAGACGAUUUUGCAUACCUUAUCAAUCAUGUGUUGCUUGGAGAAGAACCAACAAUUGAAGAUUUUAUACUCUUAGUAGGCACUCUGGUAGCCUUUGUAGCGUUUAUUCUCUGGUGCUGUUUUCCUAUACAUCCAAAAGACUCAAACGUUCCAAACCCGUCUACAUCUAGAUCUGAGGCAAACGAGUCAAACGGUCAUUACAGUUCCUCUCGAAGUCAUCAUGAUCACUGCUACAGUUGCAGCUCGUGAAAAUGAUAAAUCUAGUCACAUAUAUAUAUAUAUAUAUAUAUAUUUAUUUAUAAGUAUGUAAUUUGUACUUAAAGUGUUCGC
Ctenocephalides felis (cat flea) is the source of this 565-nucleotide messenger RNA. RefSeq lists its product as uncharacterized. The record is from RefSeq and is a predicted model, not a curated record. Bases 227 to 484 code for a protein of 85 amino acids. Lineage: Eukaryota; Metazoa; Arthropoda; Insecta; Siphonaptera; Pulicidae. The transcript is spliced from 2 exons.